Molecule: messenger RNA, 3773 nt
Organism: Sus scrofa (pig)
Lineage: Eukaryota; Metazoa; Chordata; Mammalia; Artiodactyla; Suidae
Gene: FAM161B
Product: FAM161 centrosomal protein B
Biological process (GO): cilium organization
Cellular component (GO): cilium
Source: RefSeq, a predicted model, not a curated record
AUGGUGCUGACUUGCGCCGUAUUUGGCGCCCCGCUAGGCCCGCCUCCGGGAGCACUUCCGGAUAGAACUUACCUAGAGAAUAAGCCAAUCAGAAGACGAAUCUUGCCUGCCGAGGAAAGGGACCAUUUCGUGUAUCUGCCUGGAAGCCAAUCAGCGGCCCAAGCGAGAAAGGGGCGGAACCUGACCUGCGUAGCUAGGGCAGCUACAGCAGCUGUCACGCCACUGUCUCUUCCACGCUUCUGUCUCUGCCCAGCUGAGGAGAUGACCGUGGGGAGCUCCUCGGGAAGCUCCUGCGGCGCUCAGUGGAGUCCUCAGAUGUUUCCCCCCAAAUCCUCCUCAGACACAGAGACAGAAGAGCAGCCGCCUGGGGAUGGGCUGGUUUUGCCCAGAGCUGGCAGGCUCAGUGAGUUCCUCAGCCCAGAGGAGGAGACAGAUUCUACUUCUGAUUCAACGGGGAGCUUUUAUGAGACCCUGCAAGCGCUGAGGCAGAAAGGCAGGUGGUGCCUGUUGGAAUCCCUUUAUCCCUCUGACCCAGACAGUGAUGGGAGCCUCUCUGAAGAUGACGAGGACCUGGACAGUUUCUUCCAAGACAAAGGCAGGGGGAAGCCACAGGUGCACCACCCCUCAUCUCCAAGGUGCGGCUCCAGAAGACGCUGCCACUCCCUGAGCCACCUGCCCAGUGACACCCCCACGGCUCAGCCACCCUCUGGCUCCAGGCCUCCCUCCCAGCACAGAAGCAUCAGCUCCUGGGCAUCAUCCAUCACCGUCCCUCAGCCAUUCCGCAUGACGCUGCGAGAGGCCAGGAAGAAGGCCCAGUGGCUGGCCUCCCCUGCCUCUUUUGAGCACGAGAGGCAGCAGGCCCAGAAGCAGGGCCAGGAGGAGGCCGAGUGCCACCGGCAGUUCCGGGCACAGCCCGUGCCUGCGCAUGUCUACCUGCCCCUCUACCAGGAGAUCGUGGAGCGCAGCGAGGCGCGCAGGCGGGCAGGGAUCCAGAAGAGGAAGGAACUGCUCCUCUCUUCCUUGAAGCCCUUCAGCUUCCUGGAGAAGGAGGAGCAGCGAAAGAAAGCUGCUCAACAGAGGGACUUGGCCGCCGCAGCUAAGGUCAAAGUCCCCAAGCAGAAGGCCACCAAGAGGAUCCCCAAGUCCAUUCUGGAGCCCACCCUCGGGGACAAACUCCAAGAAGCUGAGCUCUUGAGGAAAAUUCGCAUCCAGAUGAGAGCCCUGGACAUGCUGCAGAUGGCCUCCUCCCCCAUCCCGUCCUCCAGUAGCCGCCGGGCUGACCCACAGCUUCGCACAGCCACCCGGACCCGGAAGGAAAAGCUUGGGUUUCUGCAAACUGACUUUGGAUUCCAGCCUCGGGUGAAUCCUGUCGUCCCUGACUAUGAGGGCCUUUACAAGGCCUUCCAGAAAAGAGCCGCCAAGAGAAGGGACACGAGGGAGGUGACCCGCAACAAGCCCUUCUUGCUGAGAACCGCCAGCCUGCGUCACACUUCACGGCCCUGUGAUGUCGCUGCCUCUGAAGGGAGGAGGGAAUCUCCACAGCCCCCCGCCACACCCCUGCCAAGGAGUCGUUCCCUGAGUGGCCUUGCUUCCCUCUCUGCCAACACCCUCCCUGUGCACAUCACAGACGCCACCAGGAAGAGGGAGUCUGCAGUCAGAAGUUCACUUGAGAAAAAGGACAAAGCAGAUGAAAGUACUCAGUGGUUGGAGAUGCACAAAAGGAAGUGUCAAGAGAUAUCGAAAUCUGUGACUUUGCGUGCAAAAGCCAUGGAUCCCCAUAAAAGCCUGGAGGAAGUAUUCAAAGCAAAGCUGAAAGAGAAUAGGAACAAUGACCGUAAAAGAGCAAAAGAGUAUAAGAAAGAACUGGAGGAAAUGAAGAAGAGAAUACAAAUAAGGCCCUAUCUCUUUGAACAAGUUACCAAGGAUCUUGCCAGGAAGGAAGCAGAACAACGGUAUCGAAACACCCUGAAGCAGGCUGGGCUGGAUGAAGACUUUGUGAAGAACAAGGGUCAGGGCAACCAGGCUUCACAGUGGAAGGAGCAGUCAGAAGUCCAUGAUUGUCCCAGCACUCAUGAAACUACAAAACUCCAGCAUCAGGAAUCCACACAGGAUCUAGAAGAAUCUCUACAACAGCCUACAAGUCCCAAGAAAGAACUGGAGAAGCUCUCUUAUGAAUUACAAAAUAAUCUCAGAUCACUUGUUUAAUCAAUCAGUAUACUUAAAAUUACUGCUUUGGAAUAAUAUCAAGCUGCUAACUUGGAGUUGAGUCAAGGCAGGCAAAACUUGGGUUUUGAGUCACAUGGAGAAUGGGGUAAAGGAGAUAAUACAAAACGGCUCAUGUAAAUCAAAGUGGAACAGCUCUGGGUGGAGGGAUCAGAGAUGAUUAAGGGUCCUUGGUUUGUGCCUCAGGCUUUAGCAUACAGGUAUAAAAAAAAGGGCAUGAGCCCAAGUGUUUACAGGGGCUAGUCAGGAAACAAAUGGACCAAAUGGGCUGGCUGUAAGAUAGUAGGACACAGUGGAGACCAGAGAAUAUCAGCCCUGCUAGAACACAGGCUCAGAAUUACCAGAAAACCAUGUCUUCAACAGAAGCCAGAAUUUUGCAUAUUGGCAACUAAUUCAAAAACUACCUGGGGAGUUCCCACUGUGGUCCAGUGGGUUUAAGAACCCGAGAUAGUCUUAAGGAUGCAGGUUCGAUCCCUGGCCUCAAUCAGUGGGUUAAGGAUCUGGUGUUGCCACAAACUGCAGUACAGGUCCCAGAUGCAGCUUGGAUCUGGCAUUGCUAUGGCUGUGGUAUAGGCCAGUAGCUGUAGUUCCAAUUCGACCCCUUGCCUAGGAACUUCCAUAUGCCACAGGUGUGGCCAUUAAAAAAAAAAGAAAAAAAAAUUAGAAAUGGAAUUCCUGCUGUGAUGCAGCAGGUUAAGAUCUGGCAUUGUUUCUGUGGUGUCAAGAGUUUGAUCCCUGGCCAGGCGCAGUGGGAUAAGGAUCUGGCAUUACUGCAACUCAGGCAUGGAUCCAGUCCCUGGCCCAGGAACUUCCAUAUACUGCAGGUGCAGCCAAAAAAAAAAAAAAAAAAAAAAAAAAAACCUCCAAAAAUAAUGUGUGGGAAAAACCAAACACAUUUGUUUAUCAGAUUUAGCCCAUGGGGUAAGAUAAGUUUUCAACCCCAAAUACAGGGUUUCUCGGCCUCGGCACUACUGACAUUUUGGGCCAGAUGAGUCUGUGCUGGGUGUUAGAAGAGAGAGCUGUACAUUAUAGGAUGGAUAGCAGCACCUCUCUUCCCCAGCAGUGACAACCAAAAUUGUCUCCGGAUAUUAUCAAAGGUCCCCUGGGUAGCAAGAUGUCCUCAGUUGAGAACCACUGUUCUAGCAUAAAAGUAAGGCUCCUGGAAGCCAAAACUGGCAUUUUAAGAAUAUAAGUAACUGAUAUGAACUCAGUCUACACAGCAUAGGAUGACUGUGCGUGUCAUUAAACUAGGAACUAUAAUUACUUUAUUUAAAACAGCAGUUAAUGAUUAAAGGGAGUUCAAGCUGUGGCAGCCUGGUGGACUUAUGAUCCGGUGUUGCUGAAGCUAUGGCGCAAGUCGCAGCUCUGGCUCAGAUUCCAUCCCUGGCCAGGGAACGUCCACAUGAUGCCUUGUGGGCAUGGCCAGAAAAAGAAAACAAAAGAACUCCAGCAGUUAAUUCUUUGCUGUUAUCUGCUUAGAACACGCCACUGUGUGCCUGUGUGUACUGUGCCAGCAUGAGGGUCAACCCAAUAAAUAACUCUGAAACUUC